CUGCUGGUGCCAAAGUUCCAUGAACCGGGUCAUAAAGCAGAGGACCACGAACAAUUCUCUUUCAACCUCGCUGAAGGCGCCGCUUUAUCGGAUGGAGAAUGUCCUGAAAGGAUAUGGGCACCCCACAACGUUCUAGGAAACUCAACCAAGACUGCGGGGCCAGGUACGAGGCAGGAUCUGAUUGAUGACCAUUUCAGAUUUUGGAACUGGCUCAAA
Desarmillaria tabescens is the source of this 216-nucleotide messenger RNA. RefSeq lists its product as uncharacterized. The transcript has a single exon. Lineage: Eukaryota; Fungi; Basidiomycota; Agaricomycetes; Agaricales; Physalacriaceae. The record is from RefSeq and is a predicted model, not a curated record. The annotation marks the transcript as partial.